This is a messenger RNA of Malus domestica (apple), 1271 nucleotides long. RefSeq lists its product as uncharacterized. The record is from RefSeq and is a predicted model, not a curated record. Lineage: Eukaryota; Viridiplantae; Streptophyta; Magnoliopsida; Rosales; Rosaceae.
AUUGGUGAGACAUGAAUGGAAAUAACAAAUAAAGUUAUGCGUCCGGAGUCGAGCUCAUCGGGCGGGGGUGGAGGCGGAGGAGCAGGAGGUGGUGGUGGUGGCCAAGAGAUAGAAUCUUCGUCAUCUGCAAAUGCAUCGGCUGCAUCAAUUUCAUCGUCUUCUUCACCAUCUCCAUCUGGGAAGCGGAGCAGAGAUCCUGGAGAUGAGGUUUACCUCGACAAUUUCCACUCUCACAAGCGUUAUCUCAGCGAGAUUAUGGCAUCUAGUUUGAAUGGACUCACUGUUGGAGACCCACUCCCUCUCCCUGACAAUCUCAUGGAAUCUCCAGCACAGUCUGAUACCAUGUUUUAUCCAAGGGAUGAGAUGUCCUUACAAUAUUCACCAAUGUCAGAGGACUCAGAUGACUCUCGAUUUUGUGAGAACCCGAUAAAUACUUGCUCCUCCCAACCUGAUAGUGUUCCCUCUAGUCCCGUCUCUCCUUAUAGGUACCAAAAAUUUCCUCCCACCUGUCCGAGCACUUCACAUGGCUGCACUGUCACUAAUUUCAACAGCUCCCAGCCUCGUCAGCGAGGCUCUGAUUCAGAGGGGCGAUUCCCGUCAUCACCUAGUGAUAUUUGUCACUCAGCUGACUUAAGGAGGGCUGCACUCUUGCGGUCUGUGCAAAUGAGAACACAACCUGCUGGCCCUCCGUCUUACGAGUUGGAGUUUGGUUCAGGGCAAGAGCCUGUAUCCAAUAUUGAAGCUGAAGAGCAGCCAUGUUCCUACAUGAAGUCUUUAGUUGAUGAGAGGGAAUAUCCGAUUGCAGGGUGUUCUUCUAUGGGUAUCACAGAGCCUGAUUUUAAACAAGAGAAAUCAUGCAGGAUGUUGGAUAUGGAUGUGAAAGGGAUUGAUUCUGCAGAUUAAGUGCUUGCUUCAGUGAUGUUAGAUACAUGCUUGAUAUGCAGAAUCUGGAGUGCAAGAUGAGAACUUAGGCUUUCCCUUUGUUUUAAAUGAAGAGAGGGGCAUCAUAAAGUCACAUAUUUUCUUGCCACCUGUCGGGGGUUCUUUCUUGGGAAAAUGGCCAUUGUCGAAGAAUUUUAAACAGGCGGAGAAUCGGUUACCUUGCUGUUAUGUGGAAGAAGGUGAAUGGUUUAUUCCUUUACUUUGUUUCCUUUGUGCUAGGGACAGCUUAUCUAACGGUCGUGACGGUCGUGAGAUUAUUGUAAAGUAAAUUAAUCAUUUCCCAGUGUUAAGCUGGUCAAGUAAGAUUACGAUUCUCAUUUCGCCCCCAA